UAUCGUCUAUUGAAUUGAAUUGUUUUGGUUUGGCCUCGCGGCAUAUCUUUGUUUUUUGUGUUAUUUAUGAGAAUUCCGAAAGAUGCUGCCCAACGCCAACGACAAGAAGGAUCGCUAUGCCAAAUUGUCCUUCCUUGGCGAAGGUCAGUUUGCCAUUGUUUAUAAGGCCCGUGACACGGUGACCAGUCAAAUUGUGGCCGUGAAGAAGAUCAAGAAGGGGUCCCGCGAGGAUGCACGAGAUGGUAUAAACAGGACGGCUCUGCGGGAGAUCAAGAUCCUGCAGGAGCUGCAGCACGAGAAUAUCAUCGGUCUGGUGGAUGUUUUUGGGCAGCUUUCGAAUGUCUCGCUCGUUUUCGACUUCAUGGACACCGACCUGGAGGUGAUCAUCAAGGAUACCAAGAUUAUCCUGACCCAGGCGAAUAUAAAGGCGUAUGCCAUAAUGACUUUAAAGGGACUGGAAUACCUGCAUCUGCAUUGGAUACUCCAUCGCGAUUUGAAGCCCAAUAAUCUGCUGGUCAACAGUGAUGGUGUGCUGAAGAUCGGUGAUUUUGGUUUGGCCAAAUCGUUUGGCUCACCAAACCGCAUUUACACACACCACGUGGUCACCCGGUGGUAUCGUUCGCCGGAAUUGCUUUUUGGAGCCCGGCAAUAUGGCACCGGAGUGGAUAUGUGGGCCGUGGGUUGCAUCCUGGCGGAGUUGAUGUUGCGGGUGCCCUUUAUGCCGGGCGAUUCGGACCUGGAUCAGUUGACCAAGAUCUUUGCCACACUGGGAACACCCUCGGAUGCGGAAUGGCCGCAUUUGGGCAAGCUGCACGAUUACCUGCAGUUCAGGAACUUUCCGGGCACUCCACUGGAAAACAUCUUCACUGCCGCAGGCAAUGAUUUGAUCCACCUAAUGCGUCGACUGUUCGCCAUGAAUCCUUUGAGGCGAGUGUCGUGUCGGGAGGCCCUGAGUAUGCCGUACUUCGGCAAUAAGCCCGCUCCCACGGUGGGUCCCAAACUGCCCAUGCCCUCGGCCAUUCUGGCCGCCAAAGAGGGCGCCAAUCCGCAGGCCGGCGAGGAGAAACCAGCGCUCAAGCGAAAGCUGGUCGAGACCACAGUGAGGGGCAAUGGAUUGGCCCAGAAGAAGCGACUGCAGUUCUAGCAUACACUUUAGGUAUCAAUAAUUUGUGGAAGCGUUGAGGAAUGCAUUGCAAUCCUAAUACGAAUCAGUUUCCAAGAAUUUUUUUAUUAUAUCUUAAAAAUUUAUAAUUAGUUUGCGGUGUUCAAGAGAAGCAAUUCUUUAUUAAUUUGAUCCCAUCAAAUCAAAUCAGUUAUAAAUUUCACUUAUUAGAGAGGGCAAAAAUAUUAGAAAUAUCCUUCCAUUGUUUAAGGAAUGCAUCCAAAAACAAAUCAGUUCCCAAACAGUUUCUAUUAUAUCUUAAAUAUUUGUAGAUGAUUUUAAGGAAUCAAUUCUAAGGGAUUUGUUAUUGAUUUACAUAGUCUACAAUUUCCGUGAAAUAAGUCAAUGAAAUUUCACUUCUUUGCGUUGCAUAAAAAAUAUACCUUUGUUUGCAUUGUUAUAAUUUGUAAUUGACUUGCAAACCUUUUCCUCAUUUAUCUUAACUUCCAUUAUUAAGCAAAAGAGGAGGAAAUCUCUGUAUGAUAAAACUAAGACUACGCUUAAGAUGAGGAUGAUUUAUUAAAGAUGUGACUUAAGGCGAA
Messenger RNA from Drosophila rhopaloa, 1704 nucleotides. RefSeq names its product cyclin-dependent kinase 7 (gene Cdk7). Gene Ontology annotation, molecular function: ATP binding; cyclin-dependent protein serine/threonine kinase activity; RNA polymerase II CTD heptapeptide repeat kinase activity. Lineage: Eukaryota; Metazoa; Arthropoda; Insecta; Diptera; Drosophilidae. The coding region runs from base 83 to 1144 and encodes 353 amino acids. Gene Ontology annotation, biological process: positive regulation of transcription by RNA polymerase II; protein phosphorylation. The record is from RefSeq and is a predicted model, not a curated record. The transcript has 2 exons. Gene Ontology annotation, cellular component: nucleus; cytoplasm; transcription factor TFIIK complex.